Drosophila ficusphila is the source of this 1936-nucleotide messenger RNA. RefSeq lists its product as uncharacterized. The record is from RefSeq and is a predicted model, not a curated record. Gene Ontology annotation, cellular component: eukaryotic translation initiation factor 4F complex; cytoplasm. Gene Ontology annotation, molecular function: translation initiation factor activity; RNA 7-methylguanosine cap binding. The transcript has 2 exons. Gene Ontology annotation, biological process: translational initiation. NCBI's taxonomy places the organism in Eukaryota, Metazoa, Arthropoda, Insecta, Diptera, Drosophilidae. Bases 273 to 1652 code for a protein of 459 amino acids.
GCCAUGUUUCCAAACAGUUUUUACAAGAUGAAGAACUUCGCCGAUCCCAAAACGCUGUUUAAAAGCUGCACCAGUAAAAAGGAUUUGCCCUCUCAGUCUCCCCAAAAGUUGCCGCUCAAGCUGCAGUUUCUCAAACCGGUGCAGUUCCUCAAUCAGCUGAAAUUACUCAAUCCUCAGUUCAAUCCGCAAAGACCCAAGCCAACAAGAAUGCGCCGAAGAAGACCAAUCCACCAGAGCCGUUCGGGAUUUUUCCGACCACCAAUCAAGGCGCCAUGUUUUCAAACAGUUUUUACAAGAUGAAGAACUUCGCCAACCCAAAAACGAUGUUUAAGAGCUGCACCAGCAAAGAGGAUUGUCCCACGCAGUCUCCUCAAAAAGUAGCAGCUGCUCCAGUUGCAGUUCCUCAAGCCGCUGCACUUCCCCCCCAAUCUGCUGAAAUUAUUCAACAGUCAGUUCAAUCCACAAAGACUCAAACUGCCAAGAAUGCGCUAAAGAAGACGACGACACCACAAGAGCCCCCCAAGCAGGGGAAAAAUAAAGCCAAGAAGGGUAAAAAGAAUCAGAAGAAUAUGCCGCGUACUUCUAGUCAGACGAGCACGAGCAGUAUAGGUCAAAUAGAUGCAAAGAAGAAUCAAGUUAAGAAUGGAAAGUCGAAAGAUAAGGAAUUCCCAGAUAAAGAGAAGGCACACCACGAGCAAGAGAAGUUGCAGGAAAAACUGAAGGCUAUUGAGAAGGAGAAGUUGCUGGAAAAAAUGAAGGCCCAAGAGAAGGAGAAAAAAUCGCAAGAAAAGAAGUUGUUGUCCGAGAAAAGCGUGGAGAAAAAGAGGCAGGAUAAGAGGACUUCAGAACAAAAGUUGCUCGAGAUGAAGAUCCAGAAUAAGCUAUCGCAGCAGAAGAUUCCAGAUAGCCUGUUGGAGCCACAGCUUUAUCAGAGCACGAUUGCAUUAAUGAAAUCGAUUCCUCGGAAGGCCAACGGUGCAACGGUGCUUAGUUUUCCCGAGCCACUAGACGUUGACCCGCUAAGCGAUAUCAGCGAAGAAAACUCAAUGACCGAGGGUAAGGCGAACGAUCCCCAAGAGUCCGAAGAAAACGAAGAACCCGAGGGGCCGCAACAUCCGCUCAACAGCUGCUGGACUCUGUGGUACCUGGAGAACGAUCGCGCCAAAAGCUGGGAGGACAUGCUUCACGAGGUCACCAGCGUGGAGACCGUAGAGAACUUCUGGAGCCUAGUGAACCACAUCAAGCAACCAUCCGAUCUCAAAAUGGGAAGUGAUUAUUGUCUCUUCAAGAAGGGCAUUCGGCCGAUGUGGGAGGAUGCGGCUAAUGUUCACGGGGGUCGAUGGGUCAUCACAUUAAGUAAAACUACCAAGGCGGAUCUCGACAACUUCUGGAUGGACUCGAUGCUCUGUCUGAUCGGCGAGGCCUGUGAUUACUCGGACGAACUGUGCGGUGCCGUGGUGAAUAUCCGCGGCAAGACGAACAAGAUCUCCAUUUGGACGGCGGACGGGGGAAAUGAAGAGGCGGUCCUCGAAAUUGGGCGCAGAUUGCGAGAGGGCCUGCGCAUGGAAAGUGCCUAUGUGCUGCAGUAUCAAUUGCACAAGGACACAAAGGUCAAGCAGGGAUCAACCGUCAAGUCGAUUUACACCCUUUAGGACCGGACCUCAUGAUGAUCGAGUUUACCCAGCCUCCUAUAACUGAUUAGCGCAGGUCACAUUUUAGUUAUUUUCGGUAUUUUUUCAUCUAAAAACAAUAGCCAUCUAGCAGCUGACCAUCCAAUUGAAUUUUUGCCCAACCAUUACUACCCAUUGUUCAGAAGUCAAUUGGAUGCCAAAUUUCCAGUCAAGUCUUCGUUGUACAUGUUGUACAUGUAAAUUUGAACGUUGCUUUUGCGAAGCUCAGAAAUAUAUACAACAUAAUGAGUGUUUAGCCAUGGCAA